Molecule: messenger RNA, 1101 nt
Organism: Sporothrix brasiliensis 5110
Lineage: Eukaryota; Fungi; Ascomycota; Sordariomycetes; Ophiostomatales; Ophiostomataceae
Product: mannan polymerase II complex MNN11 subunit
Exons: 2
Coding region: 1-1101 (366 amino acids)
Biological process (GO): protein N-linked glycosylation
Cellular component (GO): Golgi membrane; mannan polymerase complex
Molecular function (GO): alpha-1,6-mannosyltransferase activity
Source: RefSeq, a predicted model, not a curated record
AUGCAUUUCGCUUACCCCCCACGCAAAGACUCCAAUGCGGCCGCGUUCAAACCGCGGGCGUCAUCGUCCCGGUUGCCCUUCAUACGUCGCGGCCGCAAGCGGGUGCUUGCCCUCGGUGCGCUCUUCUUCUUCGGCAUCAUCUACUUCUUGACACGGCCCAGUAGCCGGCAUAGAGGCGCCAACCCCUGGAUGGCGGCACAUCUCAAGGCUGCCAAGGAGGAGGGUACUGGCAGCACCAUGCCGGGCGUCGGCGACCACAAGGCACCUACGGCGGCUGACGGUAACCCGUUCGGCGCCGACUUCUCGGCGGCAACCGAAAACCUUGCCUCCUUUGGCAAGGCGCCGACUGUCGUGCUCGUCACCGUGUACGACGAAACCAACUUCCACCGCGCAUACCUCGACACCAUUCGCGAGAACCGCCGGCAGUAUGCUAAGAAACACGGCUACGGCACCUUCUCGCCCAAGGUCGGCUACUACAACCUCAAUGGCUCGCCGCUGUCGUGGACCAAGGUCGUGGCUAUGCGUCAUGCACUCACGCUCUUCCCCGAGAGCACGUACUUUUGGUUCCUGGACCAGAACGCGUUUGUCAUGAACAUGGACAAGAGCAUCGAGGGCGACAUUAUGGCGCCGGCCAAGAUCGACGCGGCCAUGCUCAAGGACUUCCCCGUCGUGCCGCCCGACAGUAUUAUCAAGACGUUUGGCCACCUCAAGGGCCAGGACGUGGACUUUUUGCUGACGCAGGACUACGACGGCCUGUCGACGUCGAGCUUCAUCGUCCGCAACGGCGAGUGGGCGCGCUUCUUCUUUGAGACUUGGUUCGACCCGCUGUAUCGGUCCUACAACUUCCAAAAGGCGGAGACGCACGCAUUGGAACACAUUGUCCAGUGGCACCCGACGCUCCUGUCCAAGAUGGCCCUCGUGCCGCAGCGGACCAUCAACGCCUACAGCAAGGUCGAGCACGGCGCCAAGUACGAGACGGGCGACCUGUCGGUCCGUGUCGUUAGCUGCAUUCGCACGAGCUCGGCCGUUUGUGAGAACGAGGCCGCUCCGUUUAUCCAGCUCUGGCGUGGCAGCGACAAACAGCAACAGGCGGCAUCAUAA